Molecule: messenger RNA, 1438 nt
Organism: Cygnus olor (mute swan)
Lineage: Eukaryota; Metazoa; Chordata; Aves; Anseriformes; Anatidae
Exons: 9
Coding region: 348-1433 (361 amino acids)
Biological process (GO): spliceosomal snRNP assembly; mRNA splicing, via spliceosome
Cellular component (GO): precatalytic spliceosome; U4 snRNP; U4/U6 x U5 tri-snRNP complex
Source: RefSeq, a predicted model, not a curated record
UGUAGCCGGAUAAAUCACCAUUGGAAAUCUGGUAAAACAAGAGUUUUACUUGAAAACCUAUGAGCAAGAAGCGUAAGCUGAAAUGCAGAACUUCUUCGGAACUCUGCUGUGACACUGUGCCAAGCCGUGAGGUCACAGCACCUCUCCGUGACGCUGCGAGGGCCAUGAGGUCCCAACGCUGCUCCGUGACACCGUGAGGGCUGCAAGGUCACAACACCCCUUGGUGAUGCAGUGCUGGGCUGUGAGGUCCCGACACCCCAUUGUGACGCUGGGCCGGGCCACAGGCACUGCUCCGCACCAGUCCUGACAGCAGCACUAGCUGCAGCUGCAGCGGUGGUGGUGGAAGCAUGGUGCGAGUGUGGGGAGCCACGGCCCCUGCCUGCCUCCUCUUCCUCCUCCUGGUGGCCCUGUGUGCCCGGGGUGCCCAGGCUGCACCAUGGCAACCACCGGGAGCAGGUGAUGACGAUGCUGGUUCUCCAUAUCCAGCUUCUCAGCUGGAUCCUCGUUUGGAGCCUCAGGAGGAUCCCCGAGGCAGUACUGGUCAAGUGCCUCCAUGGAAUCCUGCUCCUGAGCCUGCCAGUAUGGGUCCCACAGGUGCAGUUCUCGCAGGCACUGGCUACUCGACACCUCAGCCUGAUGUGGACCACGAGCCUCAGGUUAAUCUGCCAGAUGGGACCAAAGGCGAAGGUGAUCCAGGUUCCCAGAUGGGUUCCAGAACUGAAGCUCUGGGAGAUGGCCUGGGUCCUCUAAGAGCAAAGGAUAAAGAUGAAAGAAUAAAACCUUCCCUGUUGUGCUCUCACAUCAUAGAGAAAAUCUGGAAGGACUUAGAGGAGGCAGCACCUGGGAUGGUUAGAGAGACUGUGCCGAAGGAGGUGCUUUGGCAAGGAAGCGGUCGCACGCUGCCGCUCCCUGGCAAAAGAACAGAGGCAACACAGGCAACUGCUACACCAGGCGUGGAUGGGGAGAACAAUGCAAACACUGCAAAGCCCCAAAAUUUCGGAAGUUACUGCAUAGAAGGCACUGCGGCAUUCUUGGUUCCCCUCCUGCUUGUGACAGUUGCGUGCUGCGUGCUUAUCUGGCGUUGGAGGCAGAAAAAUCAGCGCCUCGCCGCAGCCCAGGCAGCCCAGACUGACACCUGCAGCCGCUCCGUGAGCCUGUACAUGCGGCCUGACCACCGUGGUAUGCCUGAGAGCCAGGCCCAACGCCAGCGGCCACCAUCAGUGCCUGGAAGACCGGCCCGCCUGCCACCAGCCCAGCCUCCACAGCCCCCACACCCAGCAGCAGACCAAUGGAAGGCGCGCGACCGGCCCAGUACCCCCCAGUCCUUGUGGACACAGACAUCACCUCCACGGCCCCCCGCACCCUCUUCCAAGGGCUGGGGCAGGCCCCCCCAGGGUGCAGCCCAGGCCACAGUUUCAAUAAAUAUUGAAUAAUACAG